GUAGUGCGCUCAGUAAGAUUCUUGAUUGGUGUGUGUGACAACAUUGGCGUAAUUCAGAAUGGCAAGGGAGGUUCUGCGGGUUUUGGUUUUGUUGGCCCCACUGUUUGGUGUGUUUAGUGAGAAUAAGCACAAUGGAUUUUACGAUUACAAUGUAAAAACUUUUGACGGGGAAACAGUUUCCUUGAAGAAAUACAUCGGAAAGGUUUCACUCGUUGUUAAUGUUGCCAGCGAGUGCGGGUACACAGACGAACAUUACAAGGAACUAACUGCACUGCAGAAUGAGCUUGUGCAAAAGGAACAGCCGUUCACAGUCCUUGCUUUCCCGUGUAAUCAGUUCGGAGAACAAGAACCACACGACAACCAUUAUAUACAGGAGUUUGCAAGCAGCGAAUACAAAGCUAGCUUUCCUAUUUUCGCCAAGAUAGACGUGAGAGACAGAGACGCGCAUCCUGCAUACGAAUUCUUGAGAAGAAGCACGGGGCAAGAACCUCAGUGGAACUUCUGGAAAUAUUUGCUGGACGGAUCGGGCAACGUGAUAAAUGAGUGGGGGCCAUCCAUAAGUGUUAGCCAAGUGAAGGACGAAAUUCUAAAAGCAAUUCAAAAAUUGAAGAACACUCACGCGGAGUUAUAAAUGCUACAAAGUCAACCAAGGAAUUAUAAUGAACGAAAGUUGUCAUUCGGCAGCGGAGACGUGUGUUUUGUGGGCGUGAUUUACGGAAGUUGUUAUUCCGCUUAUUGCAUGCAGUUUUAACGGUUAUUGUAACCAAAAGAUAUUGCCGUGUACGUGUAAAAUAUAUGCAAACGUAAGCAUACAGAGAAAUAAAGAUUGCGAUAUAUAUACAUACGUGUUUAGAGUACAUGUAGUAACCUUGGUAUAAGCGUUGUCACAGCUUACUCUUUAUAAAACGCCCUGUUUUGUACGGUGGGGUAAGAUGAGACAUUAUAGUUCUGUGUACAGUAUAUAUAGACGAAACCGUGUACCAUUUAAAUGAAUAGCGUGAUACAUAGCGAAUAUGUUUUAUACAGUUGCCCCUCUGUUUGCCCAGUUUCAACUUAAAGCGACAGGCGGAAAAUAAUAAGAUAAAAAUUUAAAAAUGCAUCAAGAAUAGCAACCAUAAAAACUAUAACUCGUUCAAACUCGAUCUUUACAGUGCUAAAUUAAAGGAUUAUUUCGCUAACAACUAUAUCAUUGCUAAAAUUGUACGAAAUUGCAUAAUAAAAACAUACACACUGCGUGCUUGUAGUGUUUCACUAAUAUUAGAUGCGUUGAAACUGCUUGACGUCUGUUGGUGUUUAUACUCGCUACGUUAAGUAUAUUCUGAGCAUUCUAGCUUGUUGCGAACAAAGAAUUCGUCUACGAUGGACAGGAUUACUUUAUAUCCGGUGUUUUUCAUUUCUUUUUGACAUAAGUUUGCUGAACGUUGUUGUGCUUCU
Molecule: messenger RNA, 1434 nt
Organism: Ciona intestinalis (vase tunicate)
Lineage: Eukaryota; Metazoa; Chordata; Ascidiacea; Phlebobranchia; Cionidae
Source: RefSeq